Molecule: messenger RNA, 2071 nt
Organism: Boleophthalmus pectinirostris (great blue-spotted mudskipper)
Lineage: Eukaryota; Metazoa; Chordata; Actinopteri; Gobiiformes; Gobiidae
Gene: dcun1d2a
Product: DCN1, defective in cullin neddylation 1, domain containing 2a
Exons: 7
Coding region: 30-887 (285 amino acids)
Biological process (GO): protein neddylation; positive regulation of ubiquitin-protein transferase activity
Cellular component (GO): ubiquitin ligase complex
Molecular function (GO): ubiquitin-like protein binding; ubiquitin conjugating enzyme binding; cullin family protein binding
Source: RefSeq, a predicted model, not a curated record
UCCCUUCCAUUUACAUAUCCAGUGUGGAGAUGAUACCCAAAAUCCACAAUGUCUUCCAUUUCUUAAGCUUGCCGUGGACAGUUCUUUGGUACACUGCUGUUAUAGGGAAGCAUAAGCUGAAGUCUUCGCAAAGGGACAAGGUACGGCAGUUCAUGUCCUUUACACAGGCUGGGGAGAAGACAGCCGUGUACUGCCUAACACAGAAUGACUGGAAACUAGAGGUUGCUACAGACAACUAUUUUCAAAAUCCAGACCUCUACUGCAAGGAAUCUAUGAAAACAUCAGUAGACCGCAAAAAGCUGGAGCAGCUUUACAAUCGCUACAAAGAUCCCCAGGAUGAAAAUAAGAUUGGUAUAGAUGGAAUUCAACAGUUUUGCGACGACUUGUCGUUGGAUCCCACGAGCAUCACUGUACUUGUUGUUGCCUGGAAAUUUCGUGCUGCCACUCAGUGUGAAUUCACCAAAAAGGAGUUUAUAGAUGGCAUGACUGAGCUGGGAUGUGACAGUCCAGAAAAGUUGAAGGCACUUUUGCCAAGAUUAGAGCAAGAACUUAAAGAUAGUGGGAAAUUUAAGGACUUUUAUCAGUUCACCUUUAACUUUGCAAAGAAUCCUGGACAAAAAGGCCUAGAUCUGGAGAUGGCUGUAGCUUACUGGAAGCUUGUUCUUUCAGAACGAUUUAAGUUCCUUGACCUUUGGAAUAAAUUUCUAUUGGAACACCAUAAAAGAUCCAUCCCUAAAGACACAUGGAAUCUAUUGUUGGACUUUGGAAACAUGAUUGCAGAUGACAUGUCCAACUAUGACGAGGAAGGAGCAUGGCCUGUCCUUAUAGAUGAUUUUGUGGAAUUUGCACGACCUAUCGUUACAGGAUCAAAACGCAAAACUCUCUAAUUUAUAUACCAACUCUGGGCGCCCAGGUUGUUUUCUUUUACAGUGACUUCAUAGUUUUUUAAGACUUGUACAAAAAACAAAACUUGUAAACUUCACCAUAAAAACAGAAGCACUUGAAGCUGUCAGGAAUCCACCUCAAAGAGAGCUGAAAAAAACUGGCUACAUACUUGUCCUUUCAGUCGGAGGUGUGGGUUGGACAUCGCCAGUGACACCUUUUUUCUAUGGUGGAAGCUCAUUAUCCUGGAGUACCUUUGCCUCGCCUCUGGAUGAGAGUAACAUGCCUGCCAGGACUCCGCACGUUAGCUGUGAUGACAGCAGCUCUGAAAGGAGGUUACUGGGUCUGCCUGAAAGAAACCAAGGCGAGAAAUUGUGUGUUUUAAGAUUCUUCUAAGUCAACUUUGUUAUGUUUGUAAAGCUCUGGGUGACUGUGCAAAGCUCUGAUGUCUUAUUGUUGGGACAUAGUGCUCACUACACCAGCACAAGGACUGUUGCAGUUUUUACUGUACAUACUGUAUCUAUUGGGACAGUUUACAGAGAGCUAUAUGAAGAAUAAUAUAAUUGUCAAUUUAUAAAUACACAAUUCUUUUAUGUACAGUAAAUGCUGAAAUCUCAUACAGGAUGCCUCAAUAUUUGUGGAUGAUGCUGUUAUUGUUAGAUGGAUUUGUCAUGUCAAGGAGUUGUGAGCCUCUAAAUGAAAGCAUGUUUAAAUCAUUUACAUAAUUUGGGCAGUUUUCAAUAAUAGAUUUUCACACAAGAAAGUGCUUUAAUUUGAAUUGUUGGUUUGUGACGCUUAUGUGUGCCAGGCUCAUCUGGGAACAGGUGUCAUGUAGUCAGUCUUACCACAUCACAGCCUAUUUUUUCUGAAUGUAAAGAAGUUAUUUUUAAUUGUCUAAGUAGAUCUGUCAGAGAUGUUAAUUUAAGCAGGAUUGACAAGUUUAAUAAAUGCAGACCUUUAGGAUUGCAUGAUGCAUAUCUGUUAUGGCAUAAUGGCAAGACACUAAAGUGGGCAUAAACAGGACAGUUUGCCUUAACAACACCUGUCAAAUAUGUUUUCUGGUUGAGCCCAUCUCCAGUGUUACUGAAGGUAGUGAAAAUUUGAAUAUUGUUAAUACAUCAUGUAAGUAGCUAAGUAUAUUGUUCAUUCAAAAUGAAUAAAGCAUGAGUUUUUCAUUAUCACAAAAGCA